This is a messenger RNA of Dromiciops gliroides (monito del monte), 2482 nucleotides long. It is a transcript of the gene SAPCD2, whose product is annotated as suppressor APC domain containing 2. Bases 101 to 1396 code for a protein of 431 amino acids. The transcript has 6 exons. The record is from RefSeq and is a predicted model, not a curated record. Lineage: Eukaryota; Metazoa; Chordata; Mammalia; Microbiotheria; Microbiotheriidae.
CUCCCCUCCCUCCCCCCUCCCUCCAUCCUUAUGCUCUUCUUUCCCGGGGCUUUGGAACGUUGUGGAUUGUUUGGAAUCUGGGGACCCUCACUGCUGGCCCAUGGCUGUGAUCGCUUCUGACCAUAGCCGGGCACUGCCCACAGCCCCAGAGCAGGAGUUCAGCACCGAGGGGCUACCCCGGGCCUUCCUGCAGAGCCUGCGUACUCUCUUCGACAUUCUGGAUGAUCGACGGCGGGGCUACGUCCACCUUUUGGAGAUUGAGUCCCGGUGGCAAGGCGCGGACACGCGAGAGCUUCCAAGGGGUGUACUGGAAGGUUUGAGGAAGGUUGCCCCAGCCAGCGGGUACCUGACCUUCGAGAGGUUUGUAGUAGGGCUGAGGACUUCGCUGUUGAGUGCUGAGAAUGGGGCCCCCCAUGCCAGAGCCCCGCCGGGGUCACGGGGCCAGGCGUCCCAAGCCAAACUACUUCCCACGGGUCCCGGGAUUUGCAAGGCUGGUGCGGGCCAGGGCCGGGGCAAACUGGCCCACGAAAAGCACCACCAGCGGCUCAUCUUCGCACCCGCAGACGAGCCUCGGACGCUGCUGGAGAAGAAACCUUUGUCCUUGGGAGUUCGCUAUCCCCACGCGGGAUCGAGCUGCUCCUCCCGGAGCCUGGAGAAACUCUCCAGCCCUCAGGAAGCUGGGUGUUACCCCGGGGAUUUGGAACGGCCCAAGAGCCAGGCUCCUCAGAGCCCUGGAGGACUGGUCCUGGAGCGAAGUCUGAGUGGAGACGCAGGCACUGAUGUCUGGACUGUGGGACGGUGCCAUAGUGAAAACUGUGCUGCAGGCGGGUCUGGGAGGCAUUCAAGGGGCCGAGGAGAGCAGCGGCGGCAUACUAUCACCAAUGGAGUGGACUAUGACAUGCUGAAGCAGAUGAAGGAGCUGGAACAGGAGAAAGAUGCACUCCUACAGGGGCUGGAGAUGAUGGACCGAGGAAGGGACUGGUACCACCAACAGCUCCAGUGGGUACAGGAGAGACAGCGCCACCUGACUAAGAACAAGAAGAGCACAGAUUUUGGGGCUGAGGGGAGCCCCAGCCCACUAGGUCAGCUGUUGCCCAAACUGCAGGAAGUUAUUCGGUGCCUAGGGGAGCUCUUAGCUGCUGCCUGUGCUGGAAGGGCCCAGGCUGUUCCCAGCCCUGUCUCUGCCACCCCCACCAUAUCCCCUCUCUCUGGGAGACAUCAACAGACCAUACUCAUGCUGAAGGAACAAAACCAUCUCCUAACAAAGGAGGUAACAGAGAAGAGUGAUCGAAUCACGCAGCUAGAGCAAGAGAAGUCGGCCCUUAUCAAGCAGCUGUUUGAGGCUCGAGCUCGAAGCCAUCAGGAGACCAGCCAGCUAGACUCUACCUUCAUCUAACCCUGCUGACGAGAGUGCAAAUGCCAUGGACCGUCCUUUGCCCUUGUGGUGGGCCUACUCUCUUCAUAGCCCCUGCCCCAGCAUAGGCACACACUCUGGGCAUCCUCUGCCUCAGUAUGGGUAGAGAUUCAGCAGACUGACUCUGCCAUAGUCAGAAACUCAAGACGGCCCCUGCCUCUGAUGGUAUUCAAGGACAUGGCCUUCUCCAACCACUGAGCAUCCCUGCCAUGACCAAGGCAGGAGGACUUCCCCAUCCAGGCUCUGGGGAGAAAUAUCUAUUAGGACAAUUUUCUUAGCCAUCUCUGACAGGAAGGAAGCUUCUCUCUGCCAGUCCUGGAGAGCCUAGCCUUAUCUCCCUCUCUCCACUGCCCCCUUCCUCCUUUGGUGAGCAUAGCCUUGUGUUGAAGGCAUGUCCCUCCUUCUUGCUACAUGUGUGGCCUAGACCAAAUCACUUCAUUUUCCUGGGUUUCCAUUUCCUCCUCUGUACAACGAGGGGCCUGGAGUGGAUAACCUCAUAAGGUCCCUUCCAGCCCUAAUUAUAUAAUAACCUGAGCCGGGUUGUUUUCUCAGUGCCCCCCACCAAUCCUAGUCUGUUCUCCUCAAGGUAGGGGCUGGUUCUCAAAAGAACAUGAACUGGGGGCAGCUAGGUGGCACAGUGGAUAGAGCACCGGCCCUGGAUUCAGGAGGACCUGAGUUCAAAUCCGGCCUCAGACACUUGAUACUUUCUAGCUGUGUGACCCUGGGCAAGUCACUUAACCCCAAUUGCCUCACCAAAAAAAAAAAAAAAAAGAAAAGAACAUUAACUGUUAGGAGUAACCUUGAGGUGGGGGCAUCCCUUUCUCAGGACUUGGUAUAUUGCACCCUUACCCACAAUAGCUAUUACUGGAGCAAAAACUAUGGAGAUGAAGAUGAGCUGGAGAGGCCUUUCUCUGGUAGGAAAUGGGGAAUGGUCAAAACCCACCUUCUUUCUUCAGCCACCCUCAAAGUGUUUACAGGGACAAUUCUGGGGCAUUUAGGUAAGAAUGUUUGUUUGUUUGUUUUUAAUUAUGCUCUUUGCCCUACCCCUAGGAAUGUGUACAGCUGCUA